AUGGGCAAUACCAAGCCAGAAGUCGGCGGCCAAGGGCUCCAUGUUCUUAUCGCGGGCGCGGGAAUUGGAGGCCUUGCGACGGCGAUCGCUCUGAGACAGCAAGGGCAUCGAGUCGAGCUAUUCGAGCGAUCGCGCUUCGCCAGCGAAAUUGGCGCUGCCAUCCAUCUCACACCUAACGCCAACGGUGCUCUUCUGAAACUCGGCAUCGACGCCACGACGCUAGGUGCUGUAGAAUCUGAGAAGCUCCGUGUGUUUCCUCCAAACGGUCCAGAGCUGUUUUCACUAGAUAUCAAGAAGACCUCCGGUUUCUGGCGACACCGCUGGCUGCUUGUCCACCGAGCUCAUCUCCACGAAGGCUUGAAAGUCGCUGCUCAGGCUCCGGGGCCAGGUAUUCCCGCUCGGCUGCACAUAUCCAGUCAAGUUGUGGACAUCGACCCUCACAACGCCACCUUGACACUUGAAAACGGCGACGUUUUCUCCGGAGACCUCGUCCUCGGCGCAGAUGGAGUACACUCACUAGCGAAGUCGAAACUACCCGGUGGGGAGAAUAUCAGCACCUUCAGUUCGGGCAAAAACGCAUUCCGUUUUCUGAUUGCCCGACAGGAUGCCCUUGAUGACCCGGAGACAAGGGAUCUAGCCCAGGAACUUGGAACAUGGUACAUGUUUGACAGUCCUGAGUUGCGAGUGGUUGUGUAUCCUUGCGCAAAUAACGAGCUGCUCAAUUUCGUGUGUAUUCAUCCCGAUUCCAUGUCCAAGAUCCACGAUGGAUCCGAGUGGGACCAGGGCGCGAGCAAGGAGUGUCUGCUGGAGGUGUACAAGGACUUUAGUCCGCAGGUGCGGAAGCUUCUGUCUAAGGCUGAUCCGACAACACUCAAGGUGUGGCCGCUGCUAGAUACUGAUGAUCUGCCGACCUGGACUGAGGACCGAUUGGCUGUUUUGGGCGAUGCCGCACAUCCUUUCCUGCCGUACCGUGCAUCAGGCGGUGCUAUGGCUAUUGAAGACGCUGUAUCCAUAGCGGUCAUGCUGCCGAGGGGUGUUCGCUCCGAAGAUGUCCCUGAGCGUCUAAAGCUGUACGAGAAAGCUCGCCGUAUCCGAGCAACAACCGUCCAGCAGUUGACGCGGAAGAGCUCUCAUGGACCUCUUCCACCAUCUGAAGAGAAAUCAAUUACCGAGUACAUUUACGGCCAUGACGAGUACGACCAUUCGACUCAGGUCCUCCGCAAACGCCUCUGGGGUCAAGGACCGCAAAAGUACUGGCGGCAGCCUAUCGUAUUCGGCCCCAUGCCGGGUCCCAGACAAGAUUUCGAAGGUCAUAGCCGGCUCAGUCGAUCACACAAGUCCACGUUUCAGACAACCUCGAUCCGGUUCAAGACGAGUCGGACGCUGCUCCAAAACCUCCUUCCAAACGAUUUGUACUCAUUUGCCACGCCCAGCACAGUCGCAACUGCAAGCAUCUCGCAGACUCUGCUCAAUGGCAUGGACUGGCUCGGCGGCGGUGGUUACCGACAUCUCGGCUUGUACAUCGAAGGGGUACAGUACAAGAAGGCGGACGGGGAAGUCGUCAAUGGGACCUACCUUCCCAUUCUCUUCGAGAGUCUGACAGAUCCAAUCGUGAGCGGGCGCGAGGAGCUCGGUAUGCCAAAGCUGUACUCCGCGAUUGACGCCAACCAGCGCGACGAGUCUUACUACCUGCAGGCUAGCUGGCAAGGCGCCGUUUGGGGCCGAUUCCGUUGGGAGGGGCUGGAGGAUGAGGAUCCUUCUGCACACGCCGCACCGACAGAGGGUGGUGUGUUAGUUCACCGCUACGUUCCUAAAGUCGGCGCAGAAGGCAAGGGUGAGGCAGAGGUGGAAUAUCCAGUGUUCGUACCAAAUGCAGACGAGUCCAAGCUCCUGGUCUCGAAGGUAACACGGGUCCGCACGGCCAAGAAAGCUGGAUUCGAGAUUGAUGGGCUCGACUGGAAGGCCUUGCCAACACUGCAUCACAUCAUUUCGCGUCUGGCAGAGAUUCCUGUUGAUGAGAUUCUGUCUGCAAAGGUGGUCGAGGGUGAGGGAGUGUCAGAUGUUUCGGCUGCAAGGCGCAUAGAAUGA
Molecule: messenger RNA, 2088 nt
Organism: Aspergillus calidoustus
Lineage: Eukaryota; Fungi; Ascomycota; Eurotiomycetes; Eurotiales; Aspergillaceae
Source: the annotation of a GenBank genome assembly